CAGUGAUCUGACGUGUAUGGGUGUAUCCCGUCGCCUAUAAAUGAUUCGCGAUUAAAAAUAUCGAAUUACGGAUUAAUACGACUGCGUGCUGUGUUUGUGAUGUGUGUGUAAAAUGGAUGCGACUGUGAGUGAUAAAUUGGUUUUUGCACGUGUCUGUAUUCGGACUUUUGCAAUGAACCAUUAGAUGGCGAGAGGGAUAUACACCAUGGUAUACUUAUAGCAUCCAGAAACUUUCAGUGCUGGUGGAGACCAAAAUGAUAAUACUGAUACUAGUGCACUUCAUCACUCUCCCAGCACUGACGUCACGAGCUAACGGAGACACAAUGGAAGACAAAACACAACCGUUGAUAAGUUCCAGAGUGGUUCGGACUAAAUACGGUGAUAUACGAGGCUUUAUAGUCACUCCAGAAUCGAGGUUCCUAGAACCCGUGGAAGUAUUUCGAGGAAUACCUUACGCGUCACCCCCCGUUGGUUCGUUACGUUUCAUGCCGCCGGUAUCGGGAGCGCAAUGGUCUGGAGUUAAAAUAGCUGAAGAAUUUAGCCCAGUUUGCCCACAAGUACUACCUGAUGUACGUAAUGAAACGGCUGUACUGAAACGAAUAUCGAAAGGACGAUUGGAGUAUCUGAAGAGGAUUUUGCCGUUUCUUACUAAUCAGUCGGAAGAUUGUCUCUAUUUAAAUAUUUAUGCACCGGCUCAAGCAGGUGUACGCGAUGCGGUAGCUAGGUAUCCAGUGCUGGUAUUCGUCCAUGGAGAGAGCUACGAAUGGAGUUCAGGCAACCCAUACGAUGGUACCGUCCUCGCGUCUUAUGCCGGCCUGGUAGUUGUUACUAUAAACUAUCGCUUGGGUAUUCUAGGCUUCCUCAACCCUCGGUCAGAUGAGUUCCCCCGGUCACCUGCCAACUAUGGUAUUAUGGACCAGAUUGCUGCGCUCCAUUGGAUCAAGGAGAACGUUGCUGUGUUUGGUGGUGAUCCCACGAACGUCACACUAAUGGGUCAUGGGACUGGGGCGGCCUGCGUCCACUUUCUUCUUACUUCAUUAGCCGUACCGGAAGGUCUCUUGUUCCACAGAGCUGUUUUGAUGUCAGGGUCUGGUCUAAGCCCCUGGUCACUGGUCGCUGAUCCCAAUAAAUACGCAGCACUUGUUGCUUCACAUGCUAACUGUUCACCCGAUCUGACACCGCCAGCGCUUCUACGUUGCUUACGAGAGCGUCCAUUGGAGACACUAUUGUCAGCACCAGUCAAGGCACCAGACUUUUCCUAUGCUUUUGGACCCAGUGUUGAUGGAGUUGUGAUCGAUACAGGUGACAUGAUGGGAAAUCCUGAAUCAGGUUUUGAAUGGCAAAUGUCCAGAGCCCUUCAUGGAAAACCGGCAACUGCUGUCAACAUCAUCAACGCUGUGCUUAUGAGGGAAAGUGCUGUCAAUCAGCUAACCAAAUAUGACCUCAUGCUGGGAGUGACGAAGGCUGAGGCUUAUUUUGCAUUCAGCGGAGAUGAUAUCCUAUUCGGAAUAGAGGCGGAUAGGAGAUCAAAAAUUCUUAAAGCGUUUGUUAGAAAUACCUACACUUAUCACUUGUCCGAGAUACUGGCUACAAUCAUCAAUGAAUAUACGGAUUGGGAAAAACCAGUUCAGCAUCCAGUUAAUAUUAGAGACGAAACACUAGAAGCAUUAAGUGAUGCCCAAGUAGUCGCUCCAAUUGUACUAACAGCGGACACUCAUUCUGCGCUGAGAAGGAACUCCUACCUCUAUGUCUUCGACUAUCAAACGAAGAAUGGAGAUUAUCCACAGCGGCAGGGCUGCAUUCAUGGAGAAGACCUGCCAUAUAUCUUCGGAGCGCCAUUAGUUGGUGGGUUAGCCCACUUCCCCACUAACUAUACAAAAGCCGAAGUGGCUUUAUCGGAAUCUGUGAUGUUGUAUUGGGGAAACUUUGCUAAGACUGGGAAUCCAAAUGAAGCCCAAGACAGCGACCCUAUCCGAGCUGGAAGACAAGACAGGGUGAGGAUGAAGAACUUUGAGUGGACAGCUUACGAAGAAGUUCACAAAAGAUACUUGAAUAUUGACCUCAAGUUGAAAUUAAAAAAUCAUUACAGAGCUCACAGAUUAUCCUUUUGGCUGAAUUUGAUCCCAGACCUACAUCGCCCAGGAGGCGAGGACGUACCACAAUCUCACCACCAAAUCGAACCCGAAGAUUCCUCUUUACAACCGACUUUGAAAACUUUUACCCCACCAUUUAAGAAAGCCACAGAGAUCGUAUUACCAGACUCGGCUACUAAAAUCCCCUUCUUAACAAUGUUGAAUGUGACAGUACCCAUGAAUUUUAAUACAAUCGGAAUAACUCAGAGUACAAUGUCAGACGUUCACAAAACUGAUUCGCAGAGUACAUCUACACCUGAAGAUGGUUUUGCUGCAUAUUCCACCGCUCUUAGUGUCACUAUAGCAAUCGGGUGCUCGUUGCUUAUUUUAAAUGUUCUUAUAUUCGCUGGUGUCUACUACCAAAGAGACAAAACCAGAAUGAACGGCCAAGGAGAUCCAAAUUCUCACCUGAAAAAACGCGUGGAAAACGGUCAAAUGCCCAACAAUAUUUGCGGUGACUUAGAAAGCGCUCUAUCUUUUCAAACUAGCCUUAAAAACGAUCCUGCCACUAUUUUAAGUCAUCACCAUGCACAUUCUCAUCACCAAUUGCCACCACCUGAAUUUGCUGACCUUCCCAGUAAUAACGUUGCAGCGAUGGCUACCUUGCCUCGGGCCCCUCCACCGCCCAAAAUUGGCAAGAGUAACAUAAACACUCUAGCAAGCGGGCAGUUGCAAGAGAACCAGCCGCUUCUCUCGCAUCAAAUGCAGAUGAUAAAUACAAACACAUUGACAAAGAAGAACACGCAACUGAACGCUAAGUCGAAUGUGAGAAUGGAGGAGUUGCGAGUGUGACGCCAGCGAGCCUGACUGCAGCGAACCGGCAGUUGCAGUGACGUGCACCACGAUGAGAUCGUGUGACUCCAGCCGGACCUUCUCAGGGGCGUAGAUGAUUACAUUUAAAGCUCUUGGAAAGAAGGUGCCAGAACAAUUUUAAUAUCGAAACACACAUAGUGAAACAGAGAUAUAGUGUUUAAAACAAAGUUUAAAAGUGAUGUGCUUAGUGAUACCAUAUCUGUAGUGAACUGGGCAAACGGACAAAAACGAUGUUGUAAUCGAUGUACACUUUUGUAAUAUAGCAUAUAAUGUAAAAUGUUGUAAAUAUAGAUACGGCUAAGCCAUAUCUGAGCUAUGUACUCCUAUAAGAAAAUCUGUUGUCGAAAAAACUAGUCAAGUUAGAUUUUGAUUUGCUCAAAGAGGAGUUCGUGUUUCACGAAAAUAUUCACAUAUUAGUAGGUAAUGACAUUCUUAUAAUAGUUCGUGACAGAUAGCAUAAUAAAUAGAUCAUAAGAAUAAAUACCAUUUAAUAACUGACUAUAUAAGAUAUAAUAGAAUGUUUUGAUUUAAUUAAAGAACUAUCAA
Pieris napi is the source of this 3491-nucleotide messenger RNA. It is a transcript of the gene Nlg3, whose product is annotated as neuroligin-4, X-linked. Bases 255 to 2924 code for a protein of 889 amino acids. Gene Ontology annotation, cellular component: cell surface; synapse; postsynaptic membrane. Gene Ontology annotation, biological process: synaptic vesicle endocytosis; postsynaptic membrane assembly; neuron cell-cell adhesion. The transcript is spliced from 12 exons. Gene Ontology annotation, molecular function: neurexin family protein binding; signaling receptor activity. The record is from RefSeq and is a predicted model, not a curated record. Lineage: Eukaryota; Metazoa; Arthropoda; Insecta; Lepidoptera; Pieridae.